CCAAAAUUUCCGAACAUAUUCUCGGAUGGAGAGGUGGUUUCUCUUUCGCUCGCUAACAUGUUAAAGUGCAACUGGAUUACGGUAACGAUCGUCCUUCUAGCAUGCGUUCCUAUCAACAGCUCUGAGCCAUGGCGUCACCCGCCGAGACAUCUGGACAAGAUUUUCCGCCACCACUACAACCUCGUUCAGCACAAUUGGGCAAACCCUGCACAGCGGAGACAGUCAGCGCCGCACGUGCCUACGGAUCCAGCGGGCCGUCCUUUUGGCUGGCCUCACUGGCUGAAUCAGUGGGUGGAUCACGCUAACCACCCUCGCCCCGCAGACAGAGAUCGUCGAUUGGACGCGGAUCAUUGGACCAAGCAAACCAGAAGUAGCGGAGACUUUUUCAGUGAAAGACUAGACGACCCCAAUUUCGUUCCCGACUCCAACCAGAGCCUUCGUCUCUAUGGUGGCAAGCUUCUCCACGAAGGUUUUCUCGAAACCAAAAUCUCAGGGAGAUGGGUCUCUGUGUGCGGCCGCGAGUGGAACCCCAGGAUCUCUACACUAGCAUGUCGGCAAAUGGGAUAUGUAAGGGGCGGAGUGUAUUCCCACAAGAAGCAGCUGGGCCCGAUGCCGUCGUCGUCCGUUGAACUCGAGUGUCCCAAAAACGCCGACAGCCUGUCCGGUUGCGGUGUCCGCAGCGUCCCCUGCGCAGGCACGAGGCGAGUGCGCUUGUACUGCCUCCGAGACUACGUUUCCGGAUGCAGCCCUGGGGAGCACCCUUUCAUGGGGAAAUGUCACCUGGUGGUAACGACUCCGCCGAUGUCCCACGAAGGGGCCCAGAGGUUCUGCGCGUCCAGGGGUUCGACUUUAAUGGUCGUCGACAACCAAGUCAUGAACGAUUUUGUCUCCGAACUGCUCUCAACCCUGCACAAAGGUAUCGACGGCUGGCACACGGAUGGCUCAGCUACGGGCGGCCACUGGCGGUGGGAGGCAUCGGGCGCCUCCUGGGGCGGAUACCUCAAGUGGCACCCCGCCGUCAGGCUCCGCGUCCUGCCGGAGUGUUUGGCGCUGCGCAGGAGGUUCCGCAGCGGGUCUCGCUCGCCGCUCUCGCUGGACCACCAAUACAUGUGGUGGACCAACGUCCACUGCGACCUCCGGCUGCCCUUCGUGUGCCAGAGGGACGCCGACAGUAUCGGCUGUCUGCGAACCGGCAUCCCGUAUUCUGGACCGGCGAACGUGACGGAAAAUGGAAACGCCUGCUUGUUUUGGGCUGACGUCGAAAUCGCACCCAUGGUGAUGGCAGACUCGCCACAAGAUUAUCCGGAGCUACAGGGCCACAACUUUUGCCGUAGCCCGGACGGAGACAGCCGACCGUGGUGCUACGUUACGGCAUACGACUACGAGUACUGCGAUAUCCCGCACUGCCCCGCACACAUUGAACAACGUAACUCUCUCGUUACUGACAGCUGCUUCGACAACGAGUUUCGGUGCAGCCCCCAUCAGUGUAUACGCAAGGAGUGGGUCUGUGACGACGAGCCCGACUGCAAAAAUGAACGAGACGAACAAAACUGCGAUUUGCAGCUGGAGCAGUUUGAGAAGAGUGCCAUGACAAGACUGAGGCGUUACGAAGCUGCGAGGUACUAUUCCGUCAGCCUUACCAAGUGUGCAGCCAAAUGCGUCAACACGGCAGCCUUCUUGUGCCGUUCCUUCAGCUACACCUCUUCGGGCGGCCUCUGUAUCCUCAGCGAACACAACGUGGCCCUCACGGGAGCGCUGGUCCCAGAUCCGCGCUUCGACUACUACGAAAACAUCGAGCGUCAAUUGAACUGCUCCCGGCUGUUUCGGUGCCGCAACGGAAAGUGCAUCGACAGACAGCAUCUCUGCGAUGUCGCCAACGACUGUGGGGACGGUUCGGACGAGGCCAACUGUCUGGUCAAGAUGGACUUCCAAGUGCGCCUGCGUGGAGGAGCGUCCGAGUUGGCGGCAGCCUCCGAAGGCAGGGUGGAAGUUCAAGUGCACGGCCAGUGGGGACUGGUGUGCGACGACCACUGGGACAUCGACGCCGCCAACGUCGUCUGCAGGGAGCUGGGCUUCCCGCUAGGAGCCUUCGAGGCCACCCUGCGCUCUCAGCACGGGGCCGGAGCGGACGGGGAGUCCCUGCCCAUCUUCAUGGACGACGUCCAGUGCGUGGGCAACGAGACCUCGCUUUCCCAGUGCGGCUUUCCGGGCUGGAAGAAGCACAACUGCUUCAGCAACCAGACCGCCGGAGUUCGCUGCAGGACCAAAGACUGCGAAGCCCAAGGGUUCGAGUGUUUGGGGACGUGCAUCCCCUUCUACCUGCUGUGCAACGACCAGCCAGACUGCGCAGACGGGUCGGACGAGCGACUCGACUGCAAUGCGCGGCUGGACGUCCGCCUGGUCGGGGGACCCCACCCGCUUUCCGGAAGGCUGGAGAUAAGAAGACACGGACUCUGGGGAACUGUCUGCGACGACGACUUCGGACAUGCGGAAGCCAUGGUGGCCUGCGCCAUGAUGGGCUUCGAAGGGGGAAACGCCACCCUGCACACUAGCCCGCACAAAGCUGGCAAGGGUCCCAUCUGGCUGGACAACCUUCGGUGCAGCGGCACGGAACGCUCCUUGGACGACUGUCGCACCCAGCCAUGGGGACAGUCAGACUGUGAUCACAGCGAGGACGUGGCCAUGACGUGCAUCCCGGGACAGAGUGCAACACUACCCGCCACCAUCGCGGCCUUGACAACGACAUGCGGAAGCCCGAAGUACCAGCCACAGAUGGAUCAAGGGUCUCUAAACUACCAUCAUCGCUUCACCAGACACAUGUGGCAACAACCAACUUACGCUCGAGACUGGUUUCCGGGACCGGAGCCUCGACGGCGCCCCAUCUCGGGGCGCAUCGUGGACGGCGUGCCCGCGCACUACGGCGCCCAUCCGUGGCUUGUGGACAUCCGGCUUCGAACCGACUCUGGCCGCACCAUGCACUGGUGUGCCGGGGCCGUCCUGUCCCCGAACCUGGUGCUCAGCGCCGCACACUGCUUCAAGCACUCCCCGAACGCGUCCGAGCUGGUCGUCCGCAUCGGGGAGCACCGGAUGGAAACACGCGACAUCUACGAGGUGGAUUUCGACGUCGAGACAUUCAAGGUGCACCAGGGAUUCGACGCAGACACUUUCUUCAAUGACAUCAGCCUGCUGAAGCUUCGACCUAUCCGCAAUCACGGCAUCUUGUUCAACGACCACGUGAUGCCCGUGUGCCUCCCCACCAAAGAGGACGUCUACGCCCCCGGAACCUCCUGCGUCAUCGCCGGAUGGGGAAAGACCAUCAUCAACGUCCACCAACUGCAAUCGUCUGUGCUGCAGACGGCAGCGGUGCCCCUGUACGAGCCUGGCCAGUGCGAGCAGCCCUGGGUGUACGGCUACAGGAUAAAGCGUGGCAUGUUCUGCGCUGGGCACGUAGACGGCGGCAUGGACGCCUGUCACGGAGACAGCGGAGGACCUCUCGUCUGUCGCUCCAUCACAGGCAACUUUGCAGUCUUCGGCAUAAUCAGCUGGGGUGAAGAAUGUGGCCUCCCCAACAGACCUGGUGUCUACGUCAAGGUACAAGAGUACCUCGACUGGAUUGCCAACACGGAAGUGGAACUCCUGAGCCAGUAUUAAAAUACUGCAUAAAACAAAA
This is a messenger RNA of Ixodes scapularis (black-legged tick), 3670 nucleotides long. RefSeq names its product serine protease svh-1. The record is from RefSeq and is a predicted model, not a curated record. The coding region runs from base 58 to 3651 and encodes 1197 amino acids. Gene Ontology annotation, biological process: proteolysis. Gene Ontology annotation, cellular component: membrane. The transcript is spliced from 26 exons. Gene Ontology annotation, molecular function: serine-type endopeptidase activity; protein binding. NCBI's taxonomy places the organism in Eukaryota, Metazoa, Arthropoda, Arachnida, Ixodida, Ixodidae.